AGUACGCGUGCGCAGUGCUACGAGCGGACAGCUCCAGUGCUGAUGUUGGAGCCGGUUAGAGAAACCCAAGAGUGCAGUGUGGAGCGUGCAACACGCCGGCUGCACGCUUGACCAAGCGCCCGGGCCAGCUCCAUUCUAGUCAGAGAGAAAGGACAUUUGCCUACAAUGAGACACGAAGCGCCCAUGCAGAUGGCCUCUGCCCAAGAUUCCAGGUAUGGCCAGAAAGAUUCCUCGGAUCAGAACUUCGACUACAUGUUCAAAUUGCUCAUCAUUGGCAACAGCAGCGUGGGGAAAACGUCCUUUCUGUUCCGGUAUGCGGACGACUCCUUCACAUCUGCAUUCGUCAGCACAGUUGGGAUCGAUUUCAAAGUCAAAACUGUAUUCAAGAAUGAAAAGAGAAUCAAGCUUCAGAUUUGGGACACGGCAGGCCAAGAAAGAUACAGGACGAUCACCACAGCCUACUAUCGCGGUGCUAUGGGAUUCAUUUUAAUGUAUGACAUCACCAACGAGGAGUCUUUCAAUGCUGUACAAGACUGGUCAACACAAAUCAAAACGUACUCUUGGGAUAAUGCCCAGGUUAUCCUGGUUGGGAACAAAUGUGACAUGGAAGACGAGCGGGUCAUCUCAACCGAGAGAGGCCAACACUUAGGAGAACAGCUUGGGUUUGAGUUUUUCGAAACCAGUGCCAAGGAUAAUAUUAAUGUCAAGCAAACAUUUGAGCACCUUGUGGAUAUCAUCUGCGACAAGAUGUCAGAGAGCUUGGAGAGCGACCCAGCCAUCACCGCCGCAAAGCAGAGCACGAGACUCAAAGAAACUCCUCCGCCGCCACAGCCCAACUGUGGAUGUUAAUGGCUGCACACACACACACACACACACACACACACACACACACACACACACGGGCAGCUCCAGGGGGCUCUGGUUGCCAAGACAUAGCAUUUAUCAAUGGUCUAUUAGCCUUCACUUCUACUGCCUAAUAAUUCUUUGAAGGAAGUCUUUGAUGUCAGUGGCCCGUUCAUGUGUUCACAUCUUGGGAGGUUUACUCUGUUAAUACAUGGCUAAUACGUGAUCUUAAAUAUGUAAGGACUACCCAUCUACAAACAUCCAGUACUUGCAUGUGAUUUGUUUUUCAUUUAUCUUAGAAGCUCUUUUUUUUUUUUUCAAUUUUUUUCUCAGUUACGUUACAGCAGAGAUCUCAACCCAUAAUUGACAAGUGACUUGUAUGCUGGAGAUUGCAGUUAUAUGCUAUUUACUUUAUUGGGGUAAUGACUUGGGAAUUGCUCUUACGUGUCUCUGUGUGAGAAGGGGGCAGAUGGCAGGAGGAUUUUACUUUCCUCUUAACCGAAAAUCAAAUAGAGAGGCCA
Octodon degus (degu) is the source of this 1364-nucleotide messenger RNA. It is a transcript of the gene Rab3c, whose product is annotated as RAB3C, member RAS oncogene family. The coding region runs from base 166 to 849 and encodes 227 amino acids. The transcript is spliced from 5 exons. The record is from RefSeq and is a predicted model, not a curated record. Gene Ontology annotation, cellular component: plasma membrane; endosome; synaptic vesicle. Gene Ontology annotation, molecular function: GTPase activity; GTP binding. NCBI's taxonomy places the organism in Eukaryota, Metazoa, Chordata, Mammalia, Rodentia, Octodontidae. Gene Ontology annotation, biological process: protein localization to plasma membrane; regulation of exocytosis; protein secretion.